GGCAGCAGUUUCCGGUAGUUCGCGCACGCAGGUAUGUAGGGCGGUCGUAAAUCGCGUUUUAGGGUAGAGAGUGUCUUUCAAAGUUCAUUGUAGCUGUCACAUUUCAUCAAAGGAUUUCUAAUAUUACCGUUUCCUUUGCAUUUACCGAUAAUAACGUUUACAUAAUUGUUCAUCGCACGAAGUACGUCUUUUUAGUUCGAUGUGCUGUUUGAUGUCUCUUGGGGGAAUAACCAGUAAGCUUACCGUUUGAAGGAAGUAGUCUCUCUGUACUCUGUAGUCGUGUUCAAGAUCGGGUUGUGACAUUUACUAGUUUAUGAUGCUAUAUGUUAAUGAGGCUGUUCAAUGACUGCAGUGUUAUUUUGCCAUCAGCUUGGUCACUACCGUAGGUAGUUCCUUUUGCAUUUGUAUCACCAACGUGGAUUAAUGUCUCAGGCGUUGUAGUACCUGGAUGGUGCUGCGUUCUUGUGUUAGGGGAUCGUAUUGCAAGCAGUUGUUAAUGCGACUUUGAUGUGUGGUGUCGCAGUCUCAGGUGAGAGUAUUGUUCAGUAAGACAUGUAAGUGAAGUGUUUAUCCGGUAAGUGUCCGUGGCGUAUUCUAUGAACCAUGUACACGAACGACAACAUAAGAGCACUCCACUCUGCGGUAAGAGCGGGCAAUUUGCAUUAUGUAAUGGAAAUUCUGGCGGAAGGCGCAGACAUCGAAGCCGCAGACAUGUACAAGGUACGAGCAGUUCAUAUUGCUGCGGAGCAAGGCUAUUUGGACAUUGUUAAAGUGCUGAUCGCACGGGGCUGCAAAGUAAAUGCACAGGCGUCUUGCUUUACGCCUACGUUUAGCGACGUGGAGCAGGGUCUGACGCCGUUACAUUUAGCAGCAGCAAAUGCUGACCCAAACCUCGUACUCGCUUUGAUCAGUGCCGGCGCUAAUGUUAACGCCAAGAGUAGUUCCAAAGUGUUUCCACUGCACAUUGCCGCACAGAAUGGACAUUUGGCCGUGGUGAAGGCACUAGUUUCAGCAAAUGCUGAAGUAAAUGUUGAGAACGACAAAAAAGUCACCCCUUUAAUUAUUGUUGCGGCGCAGGACUUUGAAGACGUAGCCACAUUUCUUGUACAUAACGGUGCUGUUGUUAAUGCUAGAAAUUCAGACCGAUGGACACCAUUGCAUGUCGCAGCAGAAAAGGGAAACACUGACAUAGCAAAGUUGCUGAUCCAGAACAAGGCCGCGAUUAAUGCAAAGGAUCUGGAAGGCUUCACACCAUUGCAUGUGGCCAUACAAAACAGACAAGCCGCAGUAAGCCAGUUUUUGAUUAACAGUGGAGCAGAUGUGAAUGUGAGAGAUAAUGAGGGUUGGACACCUUUGCUUAACGUGGCACAGAGCGGAUAUCCAUCAGAAACUGCCAAACUGUUGAUUGCGAAAGGUGCUAGUGUGAAUGCGAGGGACAGGACUGGUAGAACACCCUUGUACGUUGCUGCAGAGAACGAUUCCUCUGACAUAGUGAACAUCUUGAUCGAAAGCAAGGCUGACGUUAACGCCACUACCGAUCGAAUGUGGACGUCGCUGCAUACCGCAGCGUACGAGGGCAAUUUGGAUGUUAUAAAAAUUCUUAUUGCCAGUGGUGCCAAAGUGGAUGCGAGGACCAACGAGCGGACUACACCACUGCUUUUUGCUGCAAACUACUGGCAUGUUGAAGUAGUUAAAUACCUCUUGGCAAAAGGAGCUGAAGUUAAUGCACCUGAUAACACAAGCUGGACGCCACUUCACUUUGCAGCGGGUGAGAGUUCCACCCAAGUCCCCCUCGAAACGUCUGGACACACAGGUGCACAGCCGCAGGACUCUAAACUCAAUACCAUAAAAACUCUCGUUGAAAAUGGAGCAGACAUAAAUUCAAAGGGAAGCAACGAUGAAACAGCACUGCUCCUAGCUGCGAAGUAUAGCGAUUCAGCAACUGCUAGGUAUCUACUAGAGAAUGGUGCAUAUUACGAUGUGAUGACCAAGUCUUACUGUGGUGACAUUAUCACUGUUUCACAGAUCGCUGUGCUAAACAGAAACGAGAAUAUGAUUGCUUUAUUCUGUGCUACUGAAAAGUUGUUUCAAGCUGUAAAAAAAGGCAAGUUCGCAGAAAUUGAAAAAUGUGUUCAAGAAGGGGCACCAGUCAACACUAGAAGUAUCAAGUAUGAAACACCGCUUAUGUAUGCAUCCUGGAAAGGACAUUUAGCCGUUGUUAAAGUUUUGCUUCAAACUGGGGCCGAUAUUAAUUUGAGCACCAGUAAUGGAAUUACUCCUCUACAUUACGCAGCAAAAUUUGGGCAUCAUGAUAUACUGUGUACCUUAUUGCAGCAUGGUGCAGUAUACAAUACAAGAACCAAGAAAGCCAAAAAAACACCAUUACAUUUCGCCCAAGAAGGAGGAAAGAAAGAAGUUGCAGAGACCCUAGGACUAAUUGAAUAUAUGUUUAUUAGAGUAAGUAAAAAGGAUAACACAGUGUUAAAAGAGUUAAAUGAAUUAAAGGAAAUAAAAUAUGCUGAAUUUCUUGCCAUAAAAAACUGCAAAAAUGUAAAUGAAGAAACUGUGAUGCAAAUAGCUUCCAAAAAUGGAUAUGAGGAACUUUGUAAAUUGUUUUCUAGUUUGUAAUACAGUAGAGUACUUGUUUAUUACUCAUUUAUAUCAGUGAAUGGUCUGACAAAAGCAGUUAACAAUACAUGACGUGGUAUUGAUUUUCAAAGAUUUUGUAUACUAUCAAAGGAUAUUUUACUGUUGUAAACAGCAAAGUAGGAAUCGUCUACUGAUUCACAGAAAAUAAAAUUGCUUCCCGUGUAAUUACAAACUGUGUACAUUGAAGAUGUUUAAAUGGUUAUAUUUCACUUUAUUCUUGUGAUGGUUCAUUGAUAAAUAAUAAAAUUAAGGUUUCCACAUCUGUCACUGCUUACCAGAUUGCUUUGUAUGCCACAGUGUAUCCGUACCUGUACUCGUGUUUGAGCAAGUUGGGGUUAACUGGACCUCCCUUCAAAUCUUACUUAAAAAAUUGUCUUUUUAAAAUUUUUAUUCAUGAAUUUGGUGGAAAACAUACAAACUUUAUAGGUGCUUUCAUUUUUGCAUUAUCACACACAGAUUUUACAGAAUUGGAGAAGAACUUUGACCUGUCUUUUUGAACUGUUUAAUCCCAGUGGAUGUGUUAACUGGACCAUAUGUCAGGGUUAAAUAGACCUCUCGGUUAAAUAAAUGAAUUACAGGAGCUUAAAUGCAAAAUUUUACUCUGACAACAUUAAUAAAAAUGCUAUACACAGAGUUAUAAAUAUAUUAAUGAAAAAAUCUGGAAAUAACAAAACUAGUGCACAAUUAAUUUAUCAUCAUUAAUCUAGAACCAAAUCUCGUUUUCAUAGUGGGCAUUAGAACCAUGUAUUGGAUUGGAUAGUAUCACAAUUAUUUAAUUUCAAGCAAUAAAGGCAUCAUUUUCUUCUGCAAUUUCAAAUUUUGUAGUGGAAACAACUCUAUUAAAGAAAUUUACUUCACAUUUUUUGCAAAAACAGACAUAAUGUCUUAUGGGAUAACAGCAAUCAGUGAUUUUAUAAUGUUACUUAAAAACCGUCUUGAUUGCAAUUUUUUUUAUUCAUAUGACCGGU
Molecule: messenger RNA, 3617 nt
Organism: Schistocerca gregaria
Lineage: Eukaryota; Metazoa; Arthropoda; Insecta; Orthoptera; Acrididae
Product: ankyrin-1-like
Exons: 1
Coding region: 604-2628 (674 amino acids)
Molecular function (GO): protein binding
Source: RefSeq, a predicted model, not a curated record